This is a messenger RNA of Fusarium redolens, 479 nucleotides long. RefSeq lists its product as uncharacterized. NCBI's taxonomy places the organism in Eukaryota, Fungi, Ascomycota, Sordariomycetes, Hypocreales, Nectriaceae. The record is from RefSeq and is a predicted model, not a curated record. Bases 109 to 363 code for a protein of 84 amino acids. The transcript is spliced from 2 exons.
CCUGGAAGUGGUCACGCGGUCAACAGCGAUAAAGAAGAUUCUCGUGAUGAACUCCGUCCUUCAACUCAAGCUCUCCAGUUUGGUCUGAGUCUGAAGCGUCCAGCGAGAAUGCGCUUGGCAGACGCGUUGCCUCGCCACUUCUCUCUGUUCCAGCUCCUAAUCGUGCCCAGACUGUCGAUUCUGAAGGUGGAAGCAGCUUUAUGCUCAACAACCCAAGCUGCCGUCGCUGCAGCACCACGCAACUUCUCGGCUCUUGUAGCUGUUGCGCCAGUCUCCACCUCAGCACGGCCGGUCCAAUUCCCGCACACGAUCGCUCGUCUCCCUAGAUCCGAUCCGCUCCGCCCUCGUGGAGAGAGAAAAUGAAGCUUUGAGCUACAGCAUCAGGAUCGAUGAACUCAUUACCCGCAUCUCCAUGAAUCGAGAGUCCCUGUCUCAGGCCUCCUUCGGAAACACCAUCGCGACCCUCGCCACCAAGAGCU